Podospora pseudopauciseta is the source of this 1035-nucleotide messenger RNA. RefSeq lists its product as uncharacterized. The transcript is spliced from 2 exons. Lineage: Eukaryota; Fungi; Ascomycota; Sordariomycetes; Sordariales; Podosporaceae. The record is from RefSeq and is a predicted model, not a curated record. Bases 1 to 1035 code for a protein of 344 amino acids.
AUGUCUUUCCUGAGUCCUAAACGGCUCAAGCGCAAAAAGUGGGAAAGUCCUGAGCUGUCAUGUGAGGAGAUCAUUGACACGCCCCGGGUUGGCUUGCUCAAGAAGGCAUGGGGGUCAAGCGGCCCAGCCCAGGAACGAUUCGACGUCCAUAUCCUUCCUGACAUCGAAGAUGUUUUGAGGAAUGUCGAUCCUGGCUAUGCCGACAUAUUCAAGGCGCAAAAGCUCUACCCGAUCAAUCUCGACACUCCAGUCGAAGGUGGCGAUAGCGGCUCGGUUGUGAUUGACACAGUAUCAGGCAGCUUGUAUGGCCACAUCGUCAGAGGUUGCCCGGGAUUUAGGGUCGCCUACAUCAUUGCGGCAACAGAGGUUUUCGACCAUCUUCGCCAGGAGCACGGUGCUGACAUACAUCUUUGUGGCUCCCCCUCGACCAAGUUAUCGGCCGAUCUAACCCAGUUAGCCGUGGAGAGCCGGCGACUCGAGCUGGAAAGAUGGCAGCACUACGCAAAAUUGGCCCAGACCAUUGAUGUCAAACCCAGCUCUUCCAGCACGGCCUCUGAUGAUCUGUGGAGUCCACAGUUUAUGGCGGAGAACGCAGAAGAUGAAAAUUCAUUGAAGAAAUGGCCCGAAACCUCCUCAACCACCAUGUCUGGCUAUAUAGAAGGUAGCUUGAGCCCAUUGCUAGAAAGUAACGAUGGUGAUUCUCUUCAUGCUUGGUCGGCGAAUAGAGCAACAACGUUAUCCUCGGCCGGAUCUCGCUCUACAGCAACCACAUGGUCUACAGCGUCGAGCAGUACGGGAGUUACAGCUGUACAAAUGGAGCUCAUCGCUGAAGAUCGCGACAUUGAGAUGUCAGGACUCUUUCUUGAUAAUCCCAACGAGGGCAACAAAAAGACGCCACUACUCCUCCCCAGAACUUCGACAACGAAGGGAGACGAAAGAGAUGAAAGCAAAGGUCCUCUGGGGGUCAUACGCAAUGAAGCAACGCAAAAUCUGGCUGGCCAAAAAGCGGCCAGUGAUGACCAGGGUGGGUCGUAA